GGUACGAGUAUAUAUCGAAGAGCAUGGGAACAGCUUGUUUUCAGUUUUCGUUUGAUUUUUGGUUGAUUCGAUCGUGAUCGUGAACGAUCGGUAAUUCUGUAAUUGAUUUUGUGCGAGUGACAUAUUUUUAUUUUUGUGCUUUAUUGUGCGAAAAGUUAAUUGAGAUUGAAGAAAAACCAUUAAGCUGGCUGAAAAAGAAUUUUAUUGUUUAAAAAACACCUGUGAUUGCAACCGAAAGAAUUUGGUCCUUCACUUGAAUGGAGGUAGAUGCCGAUCUUGUCGAUUAUUGCAUGGAAUGAGGAAAGAUCUACAAACUUCAAUACGUCACACUAGUUCCGAUCAUUUUUCUGAACAGAUUUGUGCUAAAUUUAUUUUCAAUAAAGUGAUUAUUUGAUUUAAUAUUUUGUGUGUGAUUCUUCUUUUUUUUAUUUUGUUGUUUUGUAUCUUCUUUUUAUACCUACAAAUACGUAUACGUUAUCUGUUUAUCUCAAAAAUAAAAAAAGCUGUAUAAUAUUAUUAACCGCAUUGUAAACAAAUUGUGUAGGUACCUCUGUACUUAUUUUAUUCAUACAAAAACGUGUCAAUCUGUAUUGUUUCAUUCGCGUUGAAGUGCGGUCAAAAACAAAUAUUCUGUGAUUUCCUUACACAAGUUUUCUUGCCUUCGCGAAAAAUAAAAAUACAAAUUCAAACCCAAGUGCAUAAGAGUACCAUCGUUUUGUUGGCAUAAAAUCUAAAUAUACAAAAAGAGCUAAAAAUAAACAAAGGCGGAUUUCGUGUUGAAGUUACGAGUAGUGCAAUUUUGAAGGAUUUUAAUAUCUUCACAUUGUGAAUAACCCUUUAUUUUGAAAUGGCUCCAAUCGCUGUUUACGGUAAGGUCAACAACAUGGCUGAGAACAGUGAUGAUAAUAAGAAGAACGAAAUGGAGGAAGUGGAUGUUGGAAAUAUUAACGGUCAAAAUGGCUUUAAAUCCGACCUUGGAGUCGGUAACUUUGUUAAAACCGUGACACCAUGUCCAUUACGAGCACCUCUCGUCGUUACAAUCGUUGGACUACCAUGUCGCGGCAAAUCAUUUGCUGCCCACAAAAUUGCUCGCCAUCUUAGCUGGAAAGGUGAAAUGGCUAAAGUUUUUCCAGUCGAACAAAAUGCUACCUCAGAAACCUUAAGCGAUAUCUCAGAUUGGUUCCUCGAUGGCAAUAAUGUUGCUAUUAUCGAUGGCAUGCAUUUGAGUCGCCAAUCACGUCAAAUGGUUUCAAACUUUUGCAAUGAACGUAUCUAUCAUCAUUUAAUUGUUGAAAUCGAUUGUGACGAAAAGAGUCUCGAAUCGAAUAUUAAAGAAAUGGUUCGUUAUUUUGAAAGAACUAACAGUCGUAGCACGGAUUGGAAGAAAAUAUUUAUUGAAAAGGUUAGUGAAUGUUUGCCCAUGUUUGAAAAAUGCCUUCCACUCGAAAGCCCUUUAAUCACUGUAAAUAAUUCGGAGAAUCCUUACUUGCAUUCGGUGAUGUCCCGAGGAGUGCAAGGAGCCUUACAAACUUCAAUUUUGGGUGUUCUCUCGCAUCCUGUGAUAAGAGAACAACUUUUCUACUUUAGUCGGCACGGCGAAUCUGAUUACAAUGUGGUUGGAAGGAUUGGUGGCAAUGCGGAUUUGUCACCACGUGGAUGGAAGUACGCAGAGCGCUUGACACGUUUGUUUAAGGAGAAUCAAUUAACCCUUCCCGGUCCACAAUUGAUUUGGACUUCAGAGUUUAUUCGAACUAUCCAUACUGUUCGGGAUAUACCCGGACCUAGAGCCGCUGUUAACGAUUUGAAUGAAAUUAAUGCUGGUAUUUGCGAAGGACUGACUUAUGAAGAAAUUCAAGAAAAAUUCCCACAGGAAUUCGCUUGGCGUGAUCAAGACAAAUUCAAAUAUCGCUAUCCUCACGGGGAGUCUUACUUGGAUUUAUUGCAGCGUGUCGAUAGUGUCAUUCAGGGAUUGCUUACGAAAACACAAGUUCUGGUUGUCUCCCAUCAGGCUGUCUUGAGGUGUGUGAUGGCGUACUUCAAUGGCACCAAGCCAGAUCAAGUUCCCUACAUCAAUCUUCCGUUACAUACACUGCUUGUCGUGCGCACAAACGGUUUUAACUUUGAAGUCGAGGAAAUUCCUCUACAUGUCGAAUGUGUUGACACAUAUCGUGUCAAACCCAAGAACUGCAAUAUAGAGCGUACAAGUUCAGAUGCCCUUGGUACAGUGCCCGCUCACUUUGAUGCACCUCUGCCAAAAGUAACUCAAGGCCUUACAAGCCGUUAAAAGCUAAAGCAUAUUUAAACUAAAACAAACAUCAUAUACAACAGCACAACAAUCAUUCACCAUCAUUCAACAAAUAAUAUACAAAAAUAAUAAAACAAAAAAAAAUCACAACAAUAUUAAAAAGAAUUAUUAUUGGUCUCAAAAGAAAAUCGUUUAUAAGAUUUAUUGUAUGUUUCCUUUAUUAACAUUCAUCCCUCCUUUUCCACGUCUUAAUUUUUAAUUUAUUCAGAAAAAAAUUUAAGUAAAUUUUUAGAGCACUUUAUUUUAUAAGUUUUAAACCUAAAGAAAACAGUAGACGUCUUAAAUUUAUGAACAUUUACACUUAUGAAGUGCACAAAAAACUCUUAAAACUUCCUUACCCUAAUCCUAAAAAUAUAGUUAUAUCCCAUUUUUUUAAAAAACAAAAUGUAUAAAUUUAAGAUAUUUUCAAUUUCUCGAAAUUCACCUGAAACGGUACGAAACAAAUAAUACAUAUACAUUAUGUAUGUGUAUCAUGACAAAUAAUAUUGUUUGAAUGUUCAUUUAUUUAAAGAGUCUACUGUCUUAUAGCAAUGUGAAUAAUUUUCAAAAAAAAAUAAAAUUAUUUUCAAAAAUAAAAUCUUAAUCUAAAAUGUCAAUUUUGUACACAAAGCAAAACAAAACAAAAAUGUUGAAAAAAAAAGAAAGAACCCAAAACUCAAGACAACAUAAUGCAUUUUUAUUAUUUAGAGUAAAUAUUAAUAUUUAGCUUAAAUGGAUUUGAUUGAUGGUUAUUUUGGAAAAAUUCAAUUAAAUUAAAUAAAUUUUAAAAAAUAUACAUAAAUAAAUAGUUAAGUUGUUACAAGAAAAAAUAUUUAGUAUUGUGUUUCUCGAGCAUUAAACGAAAACAAAAUAAAAUUAAACAAAAGAGAAGCGAAAGAAAUAUAAUUAUAUACCUACUAUAUUUAAUGUAGUUAAGUUUUUAGAAAAUUUUACACAAAACAAAAUGUUUUCUACAUCGGAAUACAAACAAAAUAUUAAAAUAAAUUGUGACUUAGAAUGGCAAUUAUUUGAAAUUAAUGAAAUCAAUAUUAAAAUUAUAUAAAAAGUAAGAAGAUUUCUAACAAAAUUGUAUUUGUCUUAAGAAAAAUAAAAA
This is a messenger RNA of Eupeodes corollae, 3398 nucleotides long. RefSeq names its product 6-phosphofructo-2-kinase/fructose-2,6-bisphosphatase-like. Gene Ontology annotation, molecular function: fructose-2,6-bisphosphate 2-phosphatase activity; ATP binding; 6-phosphofructo-2-kinase activity. Gene Ontology annotation, cellular component: cytosol. Bases 848 to 2284 code for a protein of 478 amino acids. Gene Ontology annotation, biological process: fructose 2,6-bisphosphate metabolic process; fructose metabolic process. The transcript is spliced from 11 exons. NCBI's taxonomy places the organism in Eukaryota, Metazoa, Arthropoda, Insecta, Diptera, Syrphidae. The record is from RefSeq and is a predicted model, not a curated record.